Molecule: messenger RNA, 5131 nt
Organism: Verruconis gallopava
Lineage: Eukaryota; Fungi; Ascomycota; Dothideomycetes; Venturiales; Sympoventuriaceae
Exons: 3
Coding region: 140-4717 (1525 amino acids)
Biological process (GO): transmembrane transport
Cellular component (GO): fungal-type vacuole; membrane
Molecular function (GO): ATP hydrolysis activity; ATP binding; ABC-type peptide transporter activity
Source: RefSeq, a predicted model, not a curated record
AUCCACUCAACUCCGCUGUCUCAAGCACAGGCCACUCUCUCUGCAUAUUCAGAUCGUGUGGCGGUAAGAGAAUCGUCUGACCGUCUUUUCGUCACCUUCUGUGGCAGGAUGGAAAAGCACCCGUCAAUGGUACAGCAAGAUGAACGUCGGCGUGCGCGAUCAGGUCGUCAUGAACGGCCAGGGCCCUCGCGUCUCCAUGCUUGGAAUACGCUUCAGCAAUAACGGCACGAGUGCCUGUUUGCCGAUCUGGGAUUCAGAGGCUGCCAAAUUCUCUGACUGUGCCUUGCCCUUCAUCUCGGCGAUCCCCUUCGCCCUUGCGGGUAUCGUGGGUUUGGUUUCUGUCUUGAACCAGGCUCUGGCGGGCUGGAGGCCAGAGUGGACGAAGCCUUUCAUCAUCGAGUACGCCGACCGCGUGGAUGAAAGUCCACGAAAAUCGUACCGGAGGCCGCUCCUCUGGAUCUUGAUUCUGCUCACUCUGACACUCGUUGGACUGCUGGCUUCCACUCUUGAACUCAUCUUUGACUCGCACCAAGUUGCAUCCAUCUUCUUGUUGGCAUCCUGGGCAGUCACGUUGCUCAUAAUCGCUAUUACACAGCCGCAAACCUCGCCAUCGUUUCUGUCAUCGAUCUACCUUGCCAUCUUCUCUGUCGAGCUAUUAAAUGUGCUCAACGUGGGGUGCUCGUUUGGAGGACAUGUUGCUCAUUACAUUGCAUUUGCGUCGGCGUCCGCAUCCAUCGUCAUAAUAUUAAUCAUGCAUCUUCGCGACCCUAGCUUGCCUUUGGAUGGCAUCAGCUCUGUUGGAGACAUUCCAAGCAGCGAUACUCGCAGUCCAGAGGACAACCUUCGCCUUUGGCAGUUUCUUUCUAUUUCUUGGAUGUUCCCACUCAUCCGAGUAGGGAGGAAGCGAACCUUGAACGAAGAGGACGUCUGGUUUUUGGCUUAUGAAUUCCAGCAUCGACGACUUUUCGAAAAAUUUUCAUCUUUGUCUGGUACGGUUGUAACGCGGCUCCUUAAAGCCAAUGGUUUGGACAUUUGCAUCCUGACCAUCUCUGCAUCCGUGGAAACUGUGUGCACCUACCUGGCGCCGGUAGUGUUGCAACAGCUUUUGGCAGCAAUGGAAAAUCCUCAUGCGCCAAAACGUGCAGUCCUAACCUAUGCGCUUAUCAUCCUAGCCUUAAGACUCAUUGCUGCGCAAUCAGAAGUAUUCAACACCUGGUUUGGGCGCCGCUGCUAUGAGAGAAGUCGAGGCGAGAUGAUCUUGAUGGUAUAUGAAAAAGCUCUCUCUCGUAAGAAUGUCAUCGGCAUCGACCCGGAAUUGAAUGAAAGAGAAGAUCAAGCCGGAAAUAAUCUGUCUGACACGAACGGCUCUUUGAAGAGGAAAACUACAGCAGCCUCAAAAGUCCUCGCAUGGCUUGAUCCAAGGUGGUUCAUUUCGAGACGUGGUCACAAACACUUCAAGGUUACCACUGAACCCAAAGCUCCGGCCAGUAUGGGGAAAAUUCUGAAUCUUUGUCGCGGAGAUGUUUACGAGGUGGCCCAGCGUUUCUGGGAGAUUGAAAACAUGGUUGAAACAGGGCUUGGGUUGGUCCUGGCAAUUGCGCUUGUGUGGAAAUUGCUAGGGCCUUCUUGCUUCAUCGGUAUACUUGUCGUGAUUGUCGGCCAGAUACUUAACGCAAUAUUUACCAAAAUUCAGCUGCAGAUUAUCAAAAGAUCACGAGGCGCAACAGAUGGCAGGUUACAAGUCACAUCACAGUAUAUCGAGAGCAUACGACACCUACGAUGGUACUCGUGGCAUGAGAAAUGGCUCAAUCAGAUUCACCAAGCAAGAGAACACGAGCUUUGGCUGCGAGUUCAGACAAUGAUGUGGUCUUCGAUUAUGAAUUUCACCAACAUGCUCACGAAUGGACUAUUUCCAGUCGCCGCAUUGUAUGGUUACACUGUGCUCGCAAAGCAUACCCUGAGCAUCGACAUUAUUUUUCCAGCUUUGACACUGUUCAGCAUGCUAGCGUCAAAUCUGAGGGACAUCCCUCAGAUCAUCACUCAGCUAGCGAACGCCUAUAUCUCAAUGUCAAGAAUUGAGGAUUUUAUGAAGGAGCCCAACCGCGAAGAUAACGAAGCUCGAGAUUCUCCACCUGACGCCCCAAUGCAGCUUAUUGACUGCAGCUUUGCCUGGCCGGAUCAAAUUGAGCCAGUUCUUCGCCACCUCAACCUUCGUUUUGACCAGGGAUUUCAUGUCAUCCACGGCAAGGUCGGCGCGGGCAAGUCUGCGCUUCUACAGGCGUUGAUGGGCGAGCUCGACAAAUUAUCGGGGACGACACAUUUGCCUGAUGAGAUGAUAGGUUAUUGCAGCCAAACGCCGUGGCUUCAAAGUAUGACGAUUCGUGAAAAUAUCCUCUUCUCUGCCCCCUUUGACGAAUGGCGAUAUCGAAACGUUCUCGAUGCAUGCGAACUGCUCCCUGACUUCGCAAGCUUUGAAUACGGCGACCUAUCACCUAUAGGCGAAAAUGGAAUUGGUCUGUCUGGUGGUCAAAGGGCCCGCGUUGCAUUGGCUCGUGCCGUCUACAGUCAGGCAAGAAUCCUUCUCCUCGAUGAUCCAAUCUCAGCGCUUGAUUUCAACACGGCAGAGAACAUAGUUUCGAAAUGCUUUGAUGGACCUCUCAUGAAAGAUCGGAUCGUUAUCUUGGUCACGCACCGAGUAGAUCUUGUCCGUCACCUUGCCAUUCAGCUCGUGGAGAUCGUGGAUGGUGCUGCUCUGGCCUCUAGCAAUGAAGCCAGUAUUAGCGAUGUCGAUACUUACCAAGUAUUGAAUGGCGCAAAGUUGAACGAUCACUCCCCCGAAUUCACAAAGGCAAUGGACGAUCAGGCUAUACCAAGAAAAUUUGAAGAUGACGAGCAGCGCGCAGAAUUUGGUGUCAAGGCACGAGUUUAUUGGCAAUACAUCAAGUCAGGAAAGAUCAAGUGGUGGAUUAUGACUACGAUCUCUCUAGCCGUCUGGCGAGUUUCGGUUGUUGGUCAGACAUGGUUCUUAAAGAGCUGGGGUGAGGCUUAUCAUCAAGAGUCGCAUAGUUUCCUUCUGCAAACGGAUGCUGUUGAACGUGGAAUUUUGCAAUCAUACGCUAUACAUAGUAUGAAUGCGAUGGAAUCGAGUCUGGAUCCAUUUCACGCAUUGCCUUCUCCGGAAGACAAUGUUAAACCCUGGCUGUUGAUGUACCUGGGCGUUGCAAGCUGGAUCUCACUAACUGCGUGGCUAGCGCAAAUCUUCCUAGUUGUUGUGAUGUACACCUCGGCAAAGUCUCUAUUCUCAAGAGCAAUUACUAGAGUUAGCCAGGCUACUUUCCGCUUCUACGAUGUUACACCUGUUGGCCGACUUAUGAACCGCCUCACUUCGGACAUAGGCACUAUAGACGGUGGCAUCGCUCAACAAUUCCAUGUCAUCACAUUUCAAGCCAUCACCUGGAUGACAUCGCUCGCGGUCAUUGCUUCGGUCACACCAACAUUUUUGGCAUUCUCCAUUGGUUAUGUAGCCUUCACUAUUUGGAUCUUUAGCAUGUUUCUGCCGACAUCACAGAGCCUGCGACGACUCGAGAUGACCUCACUUAGUCCCUUGUUUGCAAACUUCGGUGAACUUCUGCAUGGCCUCACAACUGUUCGCGCAUUCCAUGCCCAGCACCGCUUUCUUAACCGCAUCAUCACCGUAGUUGAUAAAUUUCAAGGCAUGGACCACUUCUACUGGACUUUACAGAAUUGGCUCGCGUUCAGACUUCAAAACAUGUCGGCGAUCUCGACUUUCAUUCUCACCGUGUUAGCUUUGUAUACCAAUGUAUCACCUGGCCUUACCGCUUUUGUUCUCACUGCAGCUGGUAACUUUGUUCGUUCAACACAUACCUUGUGUCGACGAUUCGGCUCUUUGCAGAUGGAUUUUGUGUCUGUGGAGCGAGUGGAUGAGCUUUUGAGACUGGAAAAGGAGCCAUCUGGGGAAAUCGAACCUCCUGCUUCAUGGCCUUCAUAUGGUGCAGAUAUUGUCUUGGAGCACGUCACUGUCCGGUAUGCUCCACAUCUUGAGCCUGCCUUGAAUGACAUCUCAAUUCGCAUCCCCGGCGGCUCAACUACGGCAGUUUUGGGCCGCACGGGAAGCGGAAAAUCUACACUGGCAGUGACUCUCCUCAACGUCGUCCGGCCCGAGACGGGCUCGAUCACCAUCGACAAGCUAGACAUUAGCACUGUUACUAACAAAGCUUUGCGCGAGCGCGUCACAUUUGUCGCUCAAGAUCCCGUCUUAUUUCCCGGGAACAUCAGGCACAACUUGGAUCCCCUCGAGUAUCACUCGGAUGAAGAAUGCAACGAGGUACUUCAGCGAGUAUGUGGUCGGCAUGGAUGGACGUUAGAGACAAACAUUGAAGCUGGUGGUCGAAAUUUAAGUCAAGGACAACGUCAACUGAUUGGAUUGACCCGAGCAAUCCUGAGGCGAAGUUCAAUCGUCAUCUUAGACGAAGCAACCGCCUCGAUUGAUUAUGAGAGCUCAAUGGAGAUUCAGCAGAUUCUGAGAGAGGAGCUUAAGGAGGCAACAGUCAUCACGAUUGCGCACAGAUUGGAAGCUGUGAGAGAUGCAGAUUACGCCAUUCUAUUAGACAAGGGUCGAGUUUCAAGACAAGGGCCUGCAAAGGAUAUGCUCAUUGAUGACGAAGAUGGCAGCGAGACUACAGUCGAACAAUGUUAGCUGGCUUUGCGAGACUUUGCAUGGACAAAACGUUUCUCCUUUUCGAAGUUUUCCUUGUCAUUUUUUUCUCUGCCCAACCAUCAUCCAUUACUUGCCUACGCACUUCGACCUUUGAUAUGUGUACUAACACGAUAACAUCUCGUGCUGUCGGUGCUGUUUUCCACAGUUCUUGUCGUGGGUUGAGUUGCGAUUUAGUCUGCAUUGUAAGGCAAAACUCAAACCUGAUGUACUCGAAGCUUUUUCUUGAAGCCAAGCUUCUCGACAUUUUACGAGAUUCGAGACAACCUGAUCGUACGAGCUAUUGCAUACACAGUGGACAAUACGUGGAGAAGCUGGAGCUUCACCAUGGCUGCAAAAGUCGCCGCCUGUGUUUGGCGUGAUUAGUGGUACACUACCUCCUGAGCACCUUCAUUU